UGGCCAGUGGGCCAGCUGUGGCGGAAGAAGUGGGUGGUGGUCGGCGCCUCCUGACCCCCUGCGCUGCGAGGGAGUCCGGUGACAGCAGUCCCUUGGCGGUGGAUUAAAAGAGGACUUGGCGAGAAUUGGUGGCCAGAGCCAGGGGGAGCUAGGCCGAAGAGGAAGCGGAGCUGGGGACUGACCGGCCCCGAGUGGAGAUGAAGAGUCCGCUUUGAUGCAUCCCAGGACUUGCAUCCUUCUUCCUGGAGGCGCCGAGGGCGGCGGGUGUAGGCAACGUUUCUCCUCUUUCUUCUUGCCCUUCUCCCACCUCGUGCGGGUUCUCUUUGCGAGAACUUGUCCUCCUUCCUUUCUUUUGCAAUGUGGAACAGUGACAGGGCAAUAGCCGCUCCGGACACGCUUCGGCCCGAGGUGUCCGGCGCAGAUAGAGCCCACGCUGUAGCCGACCAGCUUCUGCCUUCUCCCUCCUUAUCCUCUACCUCCGCCCAGCCGGUGCCACACCUCACCGUCCAAAGCCCGGGGAGUGGCCCUAAGAUCCAAGUGUCCAUCAUUCUUCCUGUUCACAAUGCUGAGUGCUGGUUGGAUGACUGUUUACAGUCUGUUUCGGAACAAGACUUUGAAGGAACCUUGGAGCUUUCUAUCUUUAAUGAUGCCAGUAAGGACAAGUCAAUGAAUAUAAUUAAUAAAUGGAAGAUUAGGUUAGAAACUUUAGGCAUCAGAGUAAUCAUUGGAGGUCAUGAUUCUCCUUCUCCCCGAGGAGUUGGAUUUUCUAAAAAUCAAGCAAUAGCACAGAGUUCUGGGUCUUACCUUUGUUUUUUGGAUUCGGAUGAUGUGAUGAUGCCUCAGAGGGUAAGAUUGCAAUACAGAGCUGCAAUUCAAUAUCCAAACAGUAUCAUAGGGUGCCAAGUGAAGAGAGAACCUCCAAACUCAACUGAGCGCUAUACUCGUUGGAUCAAUAAUCUCACAUCUAAGCAACUUAUCACUCAGGUGUUUACUUCUUAUGGACCAACAGUGAUCAUGCCUACCUGGUUCUGCUCCCAAGAAUGGUUUUCCCAAGUUGGAAAAUUUGAUGAGAGUGGUAAGGGUGUGCCUGAGGACUUGUUAUUCUUUUAUCAUCAUCUCCGAAAGGGUGGUGGAGUCUUUCUGGUUGAACAGUGCCUUCUCCUUUAUCGAUACCAUCCAUAUGCAGCAACACACUCUGUCCUAGAAAGUACCAUCUGGCAACACCGAGUCCAGUUCCUAGAAGAAAGGGUUCUUCAGCACUGGACAACAUUUACUAUCUGGAAUGCUGGCAAACAGGGAAGAAAACUCUAUAGAAGCUUAUCCCCAGUAAAUCAAAAAAAGGUUGUUGCAUUCUGUGAUGUUGAUGAAAACAAGAUCAAGAAAGGCUUCUACUCUUAUGAAGACUCUAAGGAAAAACCCAAACCAAAGAUUCCAAUACGGCAUUUCAAGGAUGCUGACCCUCCUUUUGUGAUUUGUGUAAAGCUGGAUCUUACAGGUGGGACAUUUGAAGAAAACUUGGAGUCGCUGAAUCUGCAGGAAGGCCUAGAUUAUCUUCAUUUCAGUUGACCUCGUCAUUAUAUUUUUGUAUUAAAAGCUACCAAGAUCCAGCUAAAAGGGGUCCUAGAAAAUGGAAUUGGUCCAGCCCUAGGGAGGGCUAGGCAGGGAGCAAGAUGGAACUAUACUUCAAACCCAGCAGCAGAGCUAACAGUGACAUUUUGGAACUACCUCACAUGUGCAAUUUUAGCAGGCACAAUCUGAAUGACAAAUCAACUUCACCCUAUCCUCUUUGUGGCUGCAAGUGGAGAGAGCGAGAGCCUCGGGUGCACUAGGCAGCCACUUCUUACUGUGAGGACAUCAAUAAAUGUUGAACUAAAAUA
This is a messenger RNA of Trichosurus vulpecula (common brushtail), 1877 nucleotides long. It is a transcript of the gene B3GNTL1, whose product is annotated as UDP-GlcNAc:betaGal beta-1,3-N-acetylglucosaminyltransferase like 1. The record is from RefSeq and is a predicted model, not a curated record. The transcript has 12 exons. Bases 358 to 1566 code for a protein of 402 amino acids. NCBI's taxonomy places the organism in Eukaryota, Metazoa, Chordata, Mammalia, Diprotodontia, Phalangeridae.